AUGCGCAUCCACUCAGGCGAGCGGCCCUUCCAGUGUCCUGAGUGCAGCAAGGCCUACCACAACCGCUCCUGCUUCAGAGACCACCUGCAGACGCAUAAGGCGAGCGAGGCUGUCAGCAGGGCGAGCGAGUGUGGCAGAGUCUUCUGCAACCCCCAGAACCUCCGCCAUCAUGUCAGGAGGUAUCACGAGGAGCAGCUGUUUGUGUGCCACUGCGGGCAGAGGUUUGGCCGGGCUACAGCCCUGCACACGCACGUCUGCCAAACCCACACCCAGGAGAAGCGCACCCACGCUAACGUGCACUCGGGGGUCAAACCUUUCGCCUGCGAGCAGUGUGGGAAGAGCUUCAGGAUUCGAUCGCAGCUGCGUAAGCACAUCCAUACCCACUCCGGAGAGAGGCCGUAUGACUGUGAGCAGUAUAGCAAAAGCUUUAGGACUCCCUCGCAGCUGCGUAAGCACAUCCGGACCCACUCCGUGGAGAGGCUGUAUGACUGUGAGCAGUAUAGCAAAAGCUUUAGGACUCCCUCGCAGCUGCGUAACCACAGCCAGACCCACUCCGAGGAGACGCCGUAUGACUGCGAGCAGUGUGAGAAAAGCUUCAAGACUCGCCGGGAGCUGCGUGUACACAGCUGGAUCCACACCGGGGAGAGGCGGUAUGACUGCCCUGAGUGCAGGAAGACAUUCCGGCGUAGCGACGCCAGGAGUGAGCACAUGCGCAUCCACACGGGCGAGCUGCCCUACACAUGCCUGCAGUGCGGGAAAGGUUUCCGCACAACGGGCACCCUCCAGCGCCACCUGGUGACGCACACGACCCAGAGUCUCUUCCAGUGUCCAAAGUGUGACAAGGCCUACAGAUGGCGCUCCUCCCUCUAUUACCAUCUGUAUUCGCACAGGGCGACCCAGCCUCUCACCUGCGGGGAUUGUGGCAGAGUCUUGAGCCACCCUAAGAACCUCCACCGGCACGUCAGGAAGUAUCACAAGGAGCAGCCGUUUGUGUGCCACUGCGGGCAGGGGUUUCGCCAGGCUGCUGCCCUGCACACGCACAUCUGCCGAAACCACACUGGGGAGAAGCACUGA
Sorex araneus (European shrew) is the source of this 1074-nucleotide messenger RNA. Its product is annotated as zinc finger protein 699-like. Gene Ontology annotation, cellular component: nucleus. Gene Ontology annotation, biological process: regulation of transcription by RNA polymerase II. Bases 1 to 1074 code for a protein of 357 amino acids. Lineage: Eukaryota; Metazoa; Chordata; Mammalia; Eulipotyphla; Soricidae. Gene Ontology annotation, molecular function: DNA-binding transcription factor activity, RNA polymerase II-specific; RNA polymerase II transcription regulatory region sequence-specific DNA binding. The transcript has a single exon. The record is from RefSeq and is a predicted model, not a curated record.